Messenger RNA from Trichomycterus rosablanca, 1390 nucleotides. RefSeq names its product arrestin 3b, retinal (X-arrestin) (gene arr3b). Gene Ontology annotation, molecular function: G protein-coupled receptor binding. The record is from RefSeq and is a predicted model, not a curated record. The coding region runs from base 45 to 1154 and encodes 369 amino acids. The transcript is spliced from 15 exons. NCBI's taxonomy places the organism in Eukaryota, Metazoa, Chordata, Actinopteri, Siluriformes, Trichomycteridae. Gene Ontology annotation, biological process: visual perception; signal transduction; G protein-coupled receptor internalization.
CAAGAGCAAUCAGCCAAAGGAACGUUGUAGAAGAAACCACAGGCAUGUCAAAAGUGUUUAAGAAGAACAGUAGAAAUGGCACGAUUUGUCUGUACCUGGGGAGAAGAGACUUUGUAGACCAUAUGGACCACGUUGAUGCUGUUGAUGGGGUGCUCACAGUGGAUCCCUCAGAACUUGAUGGAAGGAAAGUGUGGGUGCAGCUAGCCUGUACCUUCCGCUACGGCCCAGAUGAUUUGGAUGUGAUUGGACUUUCCUUCAGAAAAGACAUCUGGAUAGAGCACAUUCAGAUUUAUCCUCCACCUGCUCAAGACAAACCAGCUAACACAUCUUUGCAAGAUGCACUCAUAAAGAAAGCAGGGGAAGGUGCACACCCCUUCACUUUUAAUAUUCCACCAAAUCUGCCAUGCUCUGUAACUCUUCAGCCAGCACCAGGGGACAAAGGCAAGGUAUGUGGUGUUGACUUUGAACUGAAAGCCUACAUUGCCAAUGAUGCAGACAAUCCAGAAGAGAAAAUAAAUAAGAAGGAUACUUGUCGUUUAAUCAUUCGUAAAAUCCAGUUCGCACCGGACAGAUUGCAGGCUGGACCUAAGAUGAACAUCUGCAAGCAAUUCAUGAUGUCAGACAAAGCAAUUUACUUGGAUGCAUCCAUAGAGAAAGAGGUCUACUAUCAUGGUGAUCCAGUUCAUGUCAAAGUAAAAGUAAUCAAUAACACCAACAAAGUAGUCCAAAAAAUGACAAUUAUCAUUGAACAAACAACAGACGUCGUGCUCUAUUCGGCAGACAAAUACACCAAAGUGGUUCUGUGUGAAGAAUUCAGAGAUCAGGUGAAUGUCAACUCUACAUUCGAGAAGGAAUAUGAAGUUACUCCUUUACUGGCCAAUAACAAAGAGAAACGUGGUCUGGCACUGGAUGGCAAGCUAAAAGAUGAAGACACCAAUCUUGCAUCUUCCACAAUUCUGCGUAGUGGCAUGGACAAAAAAGUACAGGGGAUUCUGGUCUCCUACAAACUUAAAGUGAACCUUACGGCAGCUGGUGGUGGAAUACUUGGGAGCCUAAACUCUAGUUAUGUUACUGCAGAGCUACCCCUGGUCCUGAUGUCACAAAAGCCAAUAGCACAGACAUCAAGCCCGAGUAGACUGCCAGGCAAAUGCUAGGGAUGAGCAACUAAGACAGACAACACAAGUGGAUCUCCUGUUUAAAAAGCUACAUUUAUGCCUGGUCCAGUUUUUUACUGUCUUGAUAUCUAAAUAGAUAGAUAUAUUUAUUGUUUAAACCACUAGCUUAGCUUGUUGAAAAGGAACUCAUCAGCACUGAAGAUUAAGCCCGUUGUGUCCACACCACAGUGUAACUGUAUUUGUUAUUUCCUUUUUAAUCAUUUUGUUAUUUUGUU